AUGAUAAAAAAUUUGAGUUUAACUUUUAAUUCUUUAGAAAUGGAAUAUGCUUAUCGUGAAUGGUCAUUUAAUAAUAACCAUCAUCGCUUUCAAAUAUUUUUUAGUUUUAUAGGAGGAUAUUUAAUUGUGAUGAUCAUUAAAUUUAAUAGCACAAAUACAUUGCUCCCUUUAAUUAUUUCAUGUAUAAGUUUGUUUCUAGAACUUACUCUUCUAUUCUUCAUUAGAAAGUAUAAAGAAAAGGUUGAGAUAAUAAUGACAAUGAAUCAAAUACUAUUAUCUGUGAUUUGUGAGUUUUAUCGAAUAUUUGCGCAGAAAACAAAUCUCUGGUAUUUAGGUUAUAGCCUUGCUUCUAUGAAAUUAAGUAAAUAUUUUUUAUUUUAUUUUAGUAAUUUUUGCUAGAGGCAAUAAGUUUAUUGUAUAAUCAGGUGUAUAGGUGAUGUGUCAAUGUUGCUCAUUUAUUUUUAUGGAAGAAGAAGAUGUUUACUAAUUAGUAGCUCAUAAUCUAUUAACUUUUCUAUUGGUUAUGUUUAGAUAUUAACUUGAAUUAAUAAAUCGAAAAUAUUUUAUUGCCAGUCAAUCCUAAUCUUAAUAUGAAAAUUUAAUAUAAGAUUUGCUUCCUUCUUGGGUUGUUAUAGUGAAAUAUGAUAAAAUGCAAGGGUAAUUAAGUUUAGACAAAAUCAAUAAAAAUAUGUAAAAUAAAUUUAACAUUAUGGAUGAUAAAUGUUUUAGAGAAUUCUUAAGAAAUUUAAAAGUAUUACCAUAUGAAUUUGAAAGAUAGAAUUUAUAAUUUAUUAAACUUGAACAUACACUAAUUCGAUAACUUUAAACAAAUAAAGAUGAUUAGACUGUUGAAAGAUAUCAUGCAUUUAUGGAUAAAAAGGAUAGUAAAAUUAAAUAAUAAAAAUUUAAAAUUACAUAGGUUUUUUUUAAAACUUUUGAACCUUCAAUUAUACUCCUAUUUGAAGAAAUUAAAGAGGAUAAAUACGAUUAAUUAUUGUAUUAAGUUUAAUAAAGAGAUUAUACAUCUUGUACUAAUGCAAGAAUAUCACUUACAAUUUUAACAAAAUAAAUUUAAUUAUUAAAAUAUUUAAAAUCUUUGAUUCCUUAGUGGUUUAAUGGAAAAUAAUCAUAAUUUAUAAAUUCACUUACAUCUAGCAUAAUGAAUUAAAUUUAAUAUGGUUAUAUUAUGUUUAAUUUAAAUUUUGAUGUUUUAAAUCUCUUUAAAAUAUCUCAUACAUAACUCAAAUUUGAAAUUAAUUAAAUCUAACCUACUAAUUUUAUGGAAUAAUUAUGUGAAGAUUUAUAAUUAUCCAGAAAACUGAUUAAUAAGUAUGUAGUUUCAGCUGAAUUUACUGAGGUUAUCAAAACAGAUAAAGCUAAAUUAAUUUCUAUAAUUAUUAAUCUAGUUGAAUUUUGUAAAAUUUUACUAUCAAUUAUACAUGGAGAUGAUAAAAUUUUAUCAUAAGCCGUACCUUUAGGAUCUCAAAUUUAAAUACAUCUUAAAUAAACUAAACAAUAGAAGAAUUGUAUAAAAAUUAGUAUUACACACCCUAAAUUAUUUAUUUCGCCUUUUGUUAGGGAUCUAUUCGGAGAUAUAGAAACAUCAAUUGAUCAUAAAAAAAGAAAUUGGAGUUCGAAAAACUAUUUUGAAAUGAUUAAUCAACUUAAUUCUACUUUUUAAUAAAUUUAUGAAUAUUACAAAAAAGAACAUAAGUCUACAGGUUUAAUAGAUGAUGAUAUUCAUAAUUUAUUUCACAACUAAAAAUCAAAUUUGAAUUUUAGCGAAGAAUCAAGAGGAUAUAUCCUAUAAAAUCAUGCCCAACCCUAAUUUUAAUUUAAUGUUUUAGGUUAUCCUAUGGCUUAGUAUUUGAUUAGUUAAUUAGGACCAUAGAAUAAGAUAAGGUUUAAGAAUAGAUAUUAAAAUUUAAUUUAAACUCCUUCUUAAUAGAAUAUAAAUACUCAAUAUACAAAAUUGUAAUUUCUUCUAUAUUAAGAUUUAAAUGAUUUUAUAUAUGAGUUAAAUUAGCAUGAAAAACCAAUCCUAGAAACUUAUCAAAAAAAAAAGUUAAGUAAUCAUGAUAUCAGCUAAAAAUUUUACUACGCUUAGUUGGCAUCUUCUCCUAGAAAAUUUGUGUGA
This is a messenger RNA of Paramecium pentaurelia, 2137 nucleotides long. The record is from the annotation of a GenBank genome assembly. NCBI's taxonomy places the organism in Eukaryota, Ciliophora, Oligohymenophorea, Peniculida, Parameciidae.